AUGAGCCCUAGACUCAUGAGCCGACGAACAGCGCGGAGAUUAUUCACCACAGACGGGAUUGUUCUAGGAGCAACCCUGGACUCUCACGAUAGCGCUGAACAAGACCACAUCCUGAAUAUAAAUAGGCUUAAUAUAGCUGACCACGUGAUGAGAUUUAUGGAUUAUGAGCCAGUGACUCGGUCUGCUGCGGGGUUAUCUACUAAGACGUCGACAGAGGGCCAAACUAUUCCCACUCUGACUACUCUUGAGGAAGAUCCUCUCUCCCCACUAGGCGAUGCUCCGUCUGCGUAUAAUGCCGAAGGGAAAAUCUUGCGGGUCAGAGACACCAAGUCUUCACAUGGCACUUUGGGAUGUACAGCUCGCAGAGAGUAA
Messenger RNA from Penicillium taxi, 372 nucleotides. RefSeq lists its product as uncharacterized. The transcript has a single exon. The record is from RefSeq and is a predicted model, not a curated record. Bases 1 to 372 code for a protein of 123 amino acids. NCBI's taxonomy places the organism in Eukaryota, Fungi, Ascomycota, Eurotiomycetes, Eurotiales, Aspergillaceae.